GCUCCCCUGGGUCUUAACUACAACCCUUCAAGAUGGUUCGGGCACGAGUCUUGUUCGCCGUCCUUGUUCUUCUCGGCUGCUGGAUGCUCCAGACAACUUCUGCCCACGAGGUUCAGUUGGAGGAGGCCUCCUGCUCUAAACAGUUCCGCAGCGACGUGAACAUCACCGUGGUGGCCGGGCCGGGGCCGGCAGGGCAGAAAGGCGACAUGGGCCCGAGAGGUCACAAAGGUACGCCAGGUGAGAGGGGAGAGACAGGUGCUCCAGGUGAACAGGGGCCUGUCGGGCCUACAGGUGAGAAGGGAGACACGGGUGAGCUGGGGCCGGCAGGUGAGACGGGCACACCUGGCGUCAGCCCACCUGUCCCCACCCUGGUGGCGUUCUCCGUGGCGCGAACCACUGGCCUGACGACGAAUUGGUCUAAAAAGCAGGUGACGUAUGAUGACGUCCUUAGCAACGAGGGCGGGGCUUACAACAUGACAACGGGGAAGUUCGUGACCAAAGUGGGCGGUGUGUACUUCUUCACGUUCACGGGCAAGACGAGCGGGGAGUACAUGAUUCAUCUGAAGAAGAACGGGAAGAUAAUGGUCUCCAUUCGUGAAAAAAUCAGGGAUCUAGUUGACAACCAGGCGAGCAGUAACAGCGCGAUCCUGGAGCUGGAUGUCGGGGACGAGGUUUGGGUGGAGGUGUUUCCGGGCGCCUACAGUCUGCACAGCAACGACGGCCGCUUCCUCACGUUUUCCGGAUUUCUUAUUAGCCAAAUGUAACAGCAAC
Branchiostoma belcheri (Belcher's lancelet) is the source of this 771-nucleotide messenger RNA. Its product is annotated as complement C1q tumor necrosis factor-related protein 3-like. Gene Ontology annotation, molecular function: protein binding. The coding region runs from base 33 to 764 and encodes 243 amino acids. The record is from RefSeq and is a predicted model, not a curated record. The transcript is spliced from 3 exons. Lineage: Eukaryota; Metazoa; Chordata; Leptocardii; Amphioxiformes; Branchiostomatidae.